This is a messenger RNA of Grus americana (Whooping crane), 2900 nucleotides long. It is a transcript of the gene UBXN11, whose product is annotated as UBX domain protein 11. Gene Ontology annotation, molecular function: ubiquitin binding. The transcript is spliced from 13 exons. Gene Ontology annotation, biological process: proteasome-mediated ubiquitin-dependent protein catabolic process. Lineage: Eukaryota; Metazoa; Chordata; Aves; Gruiformes; Gruidae. Bases 116 to 1369 code for a protein of 417 amino acids. The record is from RefSeq and is a predicted model, not a curated record.
GACUGGGAAGACGGGCCAAUGAGAAAAAUAAGAUGACAGCCUGUCUCCUAGGACAAAGAAUCCAGUGCAAGGCAGUCUCUCCUCCUGCUCAAGGGGGACAACACUGAAAAAGAAUAUGCAGGCCGCAGCUCGCACCGACGCAGAGCUCCUGUCCUCCAUGAUGCAAAAAAUCACUCUGUUGGAACAAAAAAUAGAGAAACAAGCACAAGAAAUCCAACUGAAGGAUAGGAAGAUUGCUGAGCUUGAAGAAAAGAUGAGGACUCUUCAGAAAGGAGAAGAUGAUCCUGACUCAUCCAUAGCAGAGGAACUGGAAAUUAGGUGCCUUCAGCUGCAGACCCAGGUCUGGGAGAUGGAGCGGUUUCUAAAUGACUAUGGUCUGAUUUGGGUUGGAGAGAGACAUGAACAGCUGGAAGAUUUAGAAUCACUCGAGGAUGAAGAGCUGCCAACAAGGAGCUUCUGGAAGCCAGGUGAUGCAGUUGUUUUCAAACACCGGAUUGAUUUUGAUUUAAUCUUGGAAAACGUGAAGGAUUUGAAUGUGCUGGCUGGAGAAGGCAUUUCUCAAGUCAAGCACACGCCUGGGGGUGCUCGGCUGAGACAGCCAGAACCCCUCCCUCUUACGCUGUACCAAAAUGGGAUCGUCAUGUUCAACGGACCCUUUCGGCCCUAUGAGGACCCAUCCGCACAGCAAUGCCUGCAGGAUAUUAUGGAUGGCUAUUUCCCUUCGGAGUUGCAGACGCGCUACCCAGAUGGCAUCCCUUUGCAGGUCACUGACAGAAGGGAUGUGGUAUUUCAGGAGAGAGACCUUCCAGGGAGGUUUCCUGGCCAGGGCCAAGUUGUUGGUUAUUCAAAAUCAAGUGAGGUGCAGGAAACCACCAAAAUCCCAGGUCCCAGAGUCUCCUCGGAGCAGUUUCUCAACAAGCUUUCCAAGCCUUUCAAACACGGAAGAGAAGCGAUCGGUGUUGGAGGCUCAGCCAGAGCAGCGCAGCAGGGCUCUGAUGGGGUGCGGAGCAGCAGAGAGAUCCUGGUGGAGACACCCAGGCUGUCUGCCCCGGAGAGGGUGAAGACAGCUGAAGAGACUGAAGCUUCUGCCCCUGAUGUCUGCACUCUCCGCAUCAAAUCUGAAAGCGGGGAGCAGACAUACAUCGUAAAGAUGCUGUUCAUAGAGACCAUAGGGGACCUGCGCCAACACCUCGCCCACGCCAGGGGUGGAGACUCCAACUCGUAUGAGAUCAUCAGUACCUUUCCCCAGAGGGUUUACACGGACAACUCCAGGAGCCUGCAGGAAUGCGGCCUGAUCCCCACAGCCUCUUUGCUGCUGCGGAGAAGAGAGCCCUCCCAACAAGAGGGGACAGGGCUGCAACCAGCUUAACAGCUCCUGCAAAAGCCGCUCGCCCCAAACUCUGCAAGAGGAAGGAGCUGCCUUGCACUGUUAGCUGUGUUAUAACCUCCCCUGGCUGGGAAAACAGCAGAGGGGUGUCUUUGCAGAUUUAAUUUCAUUGCGCCAUUACCAGGGAUGGAGAGAAAAGCUCAGAGGCAGCAGUUUGGUGUCUCUCUUUGGCAGAGGGUGCCAGGCCCAGUCCUGCUGCCCUGCAGGUGGAUGCUUUUCCCCAAGACAAGUGGGCUCCUAACACAGGGGUGUUUCUGCCAGCUCAAACCCAAGACCUGUUUUCUCAUCUCUGCUGAAGAUUACGCAGGCUGAUCCCUGCCCAGGGAAGGCCACCAGCUUUACACUGGUACGGGGCAGUUGCUUAGCUGGGCUCAGGGAUUCUCUACAGCAGCAGGACAGACAAACAGCUAGGGUGAAUUUGCUUUCCACACACAGCUGCUCCCCAGAGAUUUCAAGUGCACUUACACCAUCAGAGAAACGGGCUCAGUUAUAUGGUCCCUGGUGAAGCUAAACCAAAGGGCCUUGAGCCAUUGCAAUGCUGGGCCUGAGCCAGACUCAUUUCAGCCAGGAGAUCCUGCUACUGAGUUUCCUGUACGUGAACAACUCCUUCUCUUGGACAGCCCCCAGCUCCAGCGGGGCCCAGGCUCACCGCCACGCUGAGCCUGUCUGCAACGCCCUGAGCUGCCUCCCUCCCUCCACAGCCAGGAGCUGGAUGCUGCAACAGGACACCAUGUCAUUGGAGAAGAGCAUAAUCCCUCUGCUGCUUCUCUGCUGAACGCCGAGUAAAGCAUCUUCCUCCCCCUCCUGUGGGCCAGGGUUGUGCUUUGCAGGCCCCUUUCCCCAGCACAUUCUUCCCAUUUCAGCUGUGACAAGCUCCCACUUGACUCCCAGCUGAUGACACUCCCACUUGUGCGAGGCAGCACCUUCUGGCAGGUUCCCUUUUAGCUGAGGCCCUGCACAUCCUGCCACCCAGUCCUCAUUAAAGGCUCCCAAUAAAAGCAUUUAAGUUGCAUUUUCCACUCCCAUUGAGAUUUCAAAGGCACAGUUGCUAUGGAAGGGGGCAGGAUGGCCAGAGCACUUCCCAGACCCCUCCAACCAGAGCCAGAUCCUGCGCAACUCAAAUACAGGAAGUGCCAUUUGUGCAAACCAGCUUUUUCCACAGGCUCCCCGUGACCAGUGACUCAAUCUCCAUUUCCUCUUCUUUCCACCUAUAGCAGAUAUAGGUGUGUACAGGGGACCCUCCUAUAGGGCAGCCCCUUCCACUGCCCCUCUAUAUCCUGGUCUAUAACCCACCAGCAGCUCAUCUUUGUGCCAGGGGUUUGUUUUUGGCUCCCAUGUCUGGCUGAAGCUGUCCCUUCCCCAGGCUGCUGUUCUUACCACACAGAGGAGAGGAAUGCUGGAGAGAGGUACCUGUCACUACCGCACUGUAGGAUAUUCAGACAAGUCCUGUGAGCCUCUGAUUAGCGGCAGCAAUUUAAGGUGUUAAGAUCUUUGUGUCAGGCUGCAGCAGCAA